AUGCCCGGCAAACACGUCCACUUCGUCCAGGACAUCGGGCCCUCCACGCCCUCGCCGUCCUACUCAACCUCCACCCUGCCCUCGUCCCCGGGCGCGCUCACCCCGCCUUCGCUCGGGUAUGGGUCGCCGUACCGCUGUGCGCCGCUGCCGCCUGCACACUCUUACUCUCCCUCGCACCACACGCCCUCGUACGCGCAGCACGCGGCACCAACACCGACGCCCCCCGUCUUCAUCCACCGCGCCCUCGCACCGCACGCCCCUCUAAUCCUCUACGACCUCACCCUCCCCCCCACCCACAUCACGCCCCUCCCCUCCACACCACCGCUCCCCCCCUCCCUCUUCUCCGAGCCAGCCACCAACCCCCGCCUCCCCUACAUGCUCCUCCAAUGCGCCCUGCUCCCCUACACACUCACCAUCACCCCCCGCUCAACCUCGCGUUCCUAUAUCACCGUCGGGGACCUGCUCUAUGGGCUCUACGAGGGCCUGAGGGUGGGGGUGCGCCCGGAGGAGCUGGGGGCCCAGGGGAAGGAGACCUCAACCCUCUACCCAAGCAUGUCAGACGUUACAGAGGCGUCGAGGGUCAACAGGGUGCAUUUCACCCCCGUCGACAUCCUCACGAGCCUUCCUGGACGAGAUGUUUCGUCGGGUUCUCGCCCUGCACCAACGACUCCACAGGCGUCUCCGCCUUUGCGUUUAAUAUCGACGCCAUCCCCGACGAACUCUUUAUCCACGGUAUCAACUGGCGGCCCUAUUACACCACCUCCAAAUUCCAUAUCCGAUCCCAACUCGCCGACCUCGGUGUCCGGAAUCGUGAUCCACAGGAGCCUAGCCGCUCCAACAAUGAUACCGUGGGACGUAUCGCGAGAACUUUCCGAUGAAGGCGCCAUACCCGACCUCAAGAAUAUCGGUGACAAAGCCGCCAUUUGCAAUAACGGUCACCCCUUGAAGACGAUACGAAUCCGUCUUCCAGCAAUAGGUGUUGCCGUCGAUGUUCACGGUGCCAAGAGCCGUGUCACGAUUCGAGACGUCCUGCGUGGUAUUUAUGCAGAGCUCCAGAACGCCCCAAGGGACGAUGUCUGGUCAAGUCUACCCAAAGACUUCAAAGACGCGGUUAACAGAAUGCAUAAACAGCGCUCCCCGAAGAGGGAUGACUGGCUAAGGUAUAUUGACUUCCUCGGCCACAACGUGAACUUUCAUGGUCUUCAACCUGUCGAAGGUAAUUCAAAGGAAUGGAACGUGCUAUUCAGCCCAGCAACUAGGUCAUAG
Cyclocybe aegerita is the source of this 1266-nucleotide messenger RNA. Lineage: Eukaryota; Fungi; Basidiomycota; Agaricomycetes; Agaricales; Hemipholiotaceae. The record is from the annotation of a GenBank genome assembly.